UUCUGUUAAGUGAAUAUCUCUUGCAAAAACAUGCAGCCAAGAUGAAGACGUGGAUUAUAUUUCUCUGCCUGAGCAAUGGAUGGAUGCAAACAACCCAUACUGCUGCUGUAACCCCAGCACCCUCAUCUGCAACAGUGACACCCACUGAAGAUGACAGCUCCCAACUGGUGGAUUGGUUGAUGAAGUAUGGCUACCUCCCACCCCCAGACUCCUCCACAGGACAGCUACAGGCCUGGACAGCUGUUACUAAUGCUGUCAGGGCCAUGCAGAGAUUUGCAGGCCUCAAAGACACUGGAGUCGUAGAUGAAGAAACAAUGGCGUUAAUGAGUGCUCCACGCUGCUCCCUACCUGAUGAGCAAGAGCCAUCUAAAUCACUGACCAAUCAAGAAGAGAGACACACAAGAAGAAGGAGGAAAAGGGCUAUCUCCAUGUGGACCCGCAGGAACAUCAACUGGAGGUUGCGUUCAUAUCCCUUAUCUUCCCAUCUGUCUCGGGAGACGAUUCGCUCACUGGUCUUCUAUGCUUUAAGAGUGUGGGCAGAGCCUACACCGCUGGAGUUCCAUGAGGUGGGAAGUCCCGAGUCAGCUGACCUACAGAUAGACUUCCUUCAUGGUUACCACGGUGAUGGCUAUCCCUUUGAUGGGGCAGGCGGUGCAGUUGGCCAUGCUUUUUUCCCAUCAGAUCCUUCCCGGGCAGGAGGAGUUCAUUUGGACGCAGAGGAAGAGUGGGCCUUCAGACAGCCAGCCUCGGAGGGUACUGACCUAUUCACAGUUCUGGUCCAUGAGUUUGGCCACGCACUGGGCCUGGCUCACUCUUCUUCCCGUCACUCAGUAAUGAGGCCAUACUACCAAGGUCCUGCUGGAGACCCCCUUCACUACCGCCUGGGAUCCCAAGAUCUAGAACACAUCACCCAGCUCUAUGGUAAAAGGAACCAGCUGCUGGCUACCGAUGCGCCCCGCCUCGCCCCAGAGCCUCAGUUACGUCACAGAGGCCACCACUAUCAUCACAGAUAUGGUCCCACUGUAGAUCGCUGUAACACCAGUUUUGAUACUGUGGCAACAAUCCGGGGAGAGACAUUCUUCUUCAAAGGACUGACUAUGUGGCGAGUCAGCGGUGGGGGUUUGGUGUCGGGUCGCGGGGCCUCAGUCAGGAGACUGUGGAAGGGUCUACCUCCUGACCUGCCAAGCCUUCACGCUGUGCUGGAGAGACAGUCAGACCAUGCCAUCAUCUUCAUCAGUGGUUCCCAGUUCUGGCUGUUCAGGGACCUCUCCCUGCAGGACGGCUACCCUCAGCCCCUGUCAGCUCUCAGGAUGGGGGUGAGCUUGGAAGGGGUGGAUGAUGACGACAUAGAGAAGGAGGAAGAGGAGGAGAAAGGAGCAGUUGGGAAGCGGGGCUUGGUCUGGGACCCAGAGGAGGGCCCUGUGUGGGGGGAAAUGGGAGACGGCGAUAAAACAGAGCAAGGUGACACCUGGACUCAGCUUCUCAGAGAGGGUGUCAGUGGAAUCACGACACACAGCGAUGGUUCUGUCUAUCUCUUCAGAGGAGACUCCUACUGGAAGUUCAUGUUUCCGGGCUCCUCACUGCAUGAUGGGUACCCGCGAUCGUCAGCCGCUGACUGGCUGGACUGUCCAGAUUCCUCCUCAUCCUCACCUGUGGAGGACGAUGUCUCCUUGUCACUCUCUCCACAUGCAGGAAGACAGGAGCUCCGUGAAGGAUGGAGGGAGGAGAAGGAGGAAGCGGGAGGAAAGAGG
Molecule: messenger RNA, 1751 nt
Organism: Scomber japonicus (chub mackerel)
Lineage: Eukaryota; Metazoa; Chordata; Actinopteri; Scombriformes; Scombridae
Gene: mmp17b
Product: matrix metallopeptidase 17b
Exons: 11
Biological process (GO): extracellular matrix organization; collagen catabolic process; proteolysis
Cellular component (GO): extracellular matrix
Molecular function (GO): zinc ion binding; metalloendopeptidase activity
Source: RefSeq, a predicted model, not a curated record